UGCGCGCAGGGUGACGGGGGCCAAGGCGGAAGGGUCGCUGGGGAGGCAGGGGGGGCUGGCUGGACCCGUUGGUUAAGUCUGGGUUUGUCCGGUGGUUGAAGUCAUCUUCUGACGGCUGGGCUCUGCCUACCGGGAUAACGCCAUGCCUGAGCCGGACUCCUCCUCCAGCCCUCCCAAACGCUUCCCGGAUGAAUUCCUUCGACAUUUAAACCUAACAGCGUUUAGAAUUGAAGCAGCAGCAGCAGCAUCCCUACGGAGUGUAGGAGGGGAACUAACAAAACAACAUCGCGUGUGCGUGCAGCAUCUGCCGGCCUGACUGAGGAGCAGAAGGAAUUCCAAAAAGUUGCCCUUGAUUUUGCUACCAAGGAGAUGGCUCCUCACAUGGCAGAGUGGGAUGAAAAGGAAAUAUUCCCAGUGGAAACAAUGCGGAAGGCAGCCCAGCUAGGAUUCGGUGGAAUCUAUGUGAAACCAGACGUCGGUGGCUCUGGCUUGUCACGACUUGAUACCUCCGUAAUCUUUGAAGCUUUAUCGACAGGAUGUACCAGCACCACUGCUUAUAUGAGCAUCCACAACAUGUGUGUUUGGAUGAUCGACACCUUUGGCAAUGAGGAACAGAGGCGCAGGUUCUGCCCAUCGCUCUGUAGCAUGGAAAAGUUUGCUUCUUACUGCCUGACUGAGCCAGGAAGCGGAAGUGAUGCAGCUUCCCUGCUGACCUCAGCUCAGAGGAAAGGGGACACCUACGUUCUGAAUGGCUCCAAGGCCUUUAUCAGUGGGGGAGGUGACACUGACGUUUACGUGGUCAUGUGUCGCACAGGAGGCCCAGGCCCCAAGGGCAUCUCCUGCCUGGUGUUGGAGAAGGGCACACCUGGGCUCAGCUUUGGAAAGAAAGAGAAGAAGGUGGGCUGGAAUUCCCAGCCGACUCGGGCUGUGAUCUUCGAGGACUGUGUUGUUCCUGUUGGCAACAGGCUGGGAACUGAAGGGCAGGGCUUCAGCAUUGCCAUGAAGGGACUGAAUGGAGGCAGGAUAAACAUUGCUUCUUGUUCGCUAGGAGCUGCUCAUGCCUCUGUUCUUCUGGCUCAGGAACAUCUCACUGUCCGCAAACAGUUUGGGGAACCCCUAGCAAACAAUCAGUACCUGCAGUUCAGGCUGGCGGAGAUGGCGACGCGCCUGGUGGCAGCACGGCUCAUGGUUCGCAAUGCAGCGCGGGCACUGCAGGAGGGCCGGGAGGACGCGGCCGUGCUGUGCUCCAUGGCCAAGCUCUUUGCUACGGACGAAUGCUUUGCGAUCUGUAACCAGGCUCUACAGAUGCAUGGGGGCUACGGCUACCUGAAGGAUUAUGCUGUGCAGCAGUUUGUGCGAGACAUCAGAGUCCACCAGAUCCUGGAAGGUACCAAUGAGGUGAUGCGGAUGAUUGUGGCCAGGAACCUGCUACAGGGCUGAAGCCAGGAGCUGAUCUCCAGCCUUAAAUUACUUUGUCUGUUACAGCUUGAUCUGUUUCUCUCCCCUGUUCACCAACUCUCUGCCCGGGAGUGGAGAGGGGGAUACUUCUGUGGAAACAGUCUUUCUGCCUUAUAUUAAUGGGGAGCACAGCUGGAUGCCACCCACAUGCUGCCACAGCUGCACUCUGUGCCUGGCAGAGCUGCUGUUACUGGGCCAGUAUUGUGCAGCCUGAAGACAGAAAUCACAGUUGUGAAUACGAGCCUCUUGUCUCCAAAUCUUAAGGAUGGGUGCCAAGCAGCCCGUGGGCUUUGGAAAGAGAAACACUAAACCUGUUGGUCAUCUCUGCUGAGUCAGGACUGAAAUGGGAACUGCAGGCAGAGGUGCAGCCUGAUGCCAUAGGACUCUUCCUCUAUCAGUGAAAUCUUUAGGUCAAGGGAACUAGUUGCUCUGCUUAGAAACCUGUCCUCCUGGGUGCUGUCUGCACCCCUGGAACAAGUGAGCCCCAAGCACUGCAGUUCUGACCACUUGCAGAGUGCAAUAGCUGAUUACCUGAGGAGUAGGAUGCCUCUCGUUUACCUAGAACCACUCUUUUUUUCUCUUUUCCCAGCACACCUUUUCUAAAGUACCGACUGCUUGUUGUUCUCCCUAUUCCCACCCCACACUGCUGCUCGAUCUCAAAGAAGCCUUUGCAGUACAGAGGUACAAAUCAAGAGCUAAGGUCCUGCACAGAAACAUAUAACUGUUGCCUCCAAUCGGCACUCCCUGCUGUGUACAAUGUAGGGGGAAUAAAAACCUCGGUAAAGUCAACUCUUUCCCCCCGCCUCAGAUUUGGAAUCAAUAAAGCCAUGACGGCAACUUC
Molecule: messenger RNA, 2299 nt
Organism: Tyto alba (common barn owl)
Lineage: Eukaryota; Metazoa; Chordata; Aves; Strigiformes; Tytonidae
Gene: ACAD8
Product: acyl-CoA dehydrogenase family member 8
Exons: 11
Coding region: 370-1440 (356 amino acids)
Biological process (GO): lipid metabolic process
Molecular function (GO): flavin adenine dinucleotide binding; acyl-CoA dehydrogenase activity
Source: RefSeq, a predicted model, not a curated record